Molecule: messenger RNA, 1338 nt
Organism: Brachypodium distachyon (stiff brome)
Lineage: Eukaryota; Viridiplantae; Streptophyta; Magnoliopsida; Poales; Poaceae
Exons: 1
Coding region: 417-1019 (200 amino acids)
Source: RefSeq, a predicted model, not a curated record
GGGACUUUGUAGCAAUCUGGCAUGCAGAAGCAGGGGGCCGGUGUUCUCCCAGAAAGCUCUCUGUAGUGUAGCUAGCGGUUCAUGCAUGGUUCAUGCUGCCGCUGCAUGCUUGCUGUGCCGGUCCGGUCCACUCGAUGAUCCACGGCGCGCAGGCACGCGCCUCGCGCUUGGCACCGAGAUCGGGAAGGAGGUGGUUGCGCCACGCCAUGGUCGCCGCCCGGGACGCUCUUCCGGCACUAUAAGUAGGCGCGCCCCCAAGACCUCGCCAGCAGCAACUCACUGACUGCUAGCUCCAGCUCGUCCAAAGCUCUCGCAGCACUCACGCGCCGAUCCAAGGCUAGCUAGAUCAGAGAUCGGUCUAAGCUUAGCUAGCUGCAGAGGUUGCUACUGCUAGCUAGCUAGCUCGUCCGGCCACCAUGUCUCGCUCCUCGGUGCCGGCAGCGGUUCUGCUGCUCCUCGUGGCGCUCGCGGCGGCCAUGGCGACCGCCGCGGCGGCGAUCGAGCCGCAGGACGACGAGCAUCCGCUUCUUCACGAGGAGCCGCAGGACAACAAGCGGGCGCUGCUGCUGGACGAGCUCGUGGAAGCCGCCCGCGCGCAGCAGCAGCAGCUGAUGCCGCAGAUUAAGGAGGAGCCGGCGGCGCAGAUGGCGUGGGCGGAGGCGCUCACGGCGGUGCAGACGGCGGAGAAGAAGGACGGCGGCGCGCGCGCCUCGCUGCCGGCCGGGACGAAGCCGGCGAUGGCGGCGGCGAUCUCGAUCCAGGGCGGCGACCCGGGGUCGGUGCCCGCGGCGAGCGGCGGCAACGGCAAGGAGAGCGGGGAGCACGGCAAGGAGGAGGGGAACGGCGGGAGCAGCAAGGAAGGGGAGAAGUCGGCGUCGGCGUCGGCGGGGGCGGGGAAGAGCUGCCUGAGCAAGGAGGAGUGCCACAAGAAGCGGCUGCUCUGCGGCAAAGGCUGCACCCUCUCCGCCCACGCCAAGUGCGCCGCCAAGUGCUCCAAGUCCUGCGUCCCCACCUGCUAGGCCGCCGCCGACCAUUUCUCCGGCCGUCCGGCGCCAGUAUCUAGGCUCUCUGUUUUGGUCAAAGGAAUAAGGGAGGAGGAGACCGACGGGGUACUUGCUCUGCAGUAGUUGCCUCGGUCUCUUCCGGUACUCACCGUGUUCUUCGUUUGUGUGUUGUGUUUUGAUUGAUUCCAGAUGGUGUUUGUGUUUAGUUUAGUUUCGGUUCAAGUUAUUUCUGCCUAUGUUGUCGGUAGGUCAGUCAGGCAGGUCCUUCCCUUGGUUGUGAGGAAUUUGGAUGGAAGUUGAAUAAGAAUGGAACAGUUGUUUGCUGGUCAGCUCA